CCAGCCCCCAGCCCCCAGCCCUCAGCCCCCAGCCCUCAGCCCCCCAGCCCCCCAGCCCUCAGCCCCCCAGCCCCCCAGCCCUCAGCCCCCAGCCCCCCAGCCCCCCAGCCCCCCAGCCCUCAGCCCCCAGCCCCCCAGCCCCCAGCCCCCAGCCCCCAGCCCCCAGCCCCUCAGCCCCCAGCCCCCCAGCCCCCCAGCCCUCAGCCCCCAGCCCCCCAGCCUCCAGCCCCCAGCCCCCCAGCCCCCAGCCCCCCAGCCCCCAGCCCCCCAGCCCCCCAGCCCCCCAGCCCUCAGCCCCAGCCCUCAGCCCCCAGCCCCCCAGCCCCCCAGCCCCCAGCCCCCCAGCCCCCAGCCCCCCAGCCCCCCAGCCCUCAGCCCCCAGCCCCCCAGCCCCCCAGCCCCCAGCCCCCAGCCCCCCAGCCCCCCAGCCCUCAGCCCCCCAGCCCUCAGCCCCCCAGCCCCCAGCCCCCCAGCCCCCCAGCCCCCAGCCCCCAGCCCCCCAGCCCUCAGCCCCCCAGCCCCCAGCCCCCCAGCCCCCCAGCCCCCAGCCCCCCAGCCCUCAGCCCCCCAGCCCCCCAGCCCUCAGCCCCCAGCCCCCAGCCCCCAGCCCCCAGCCCCCAGCCCUCAGCCCCCCAGCCCCCAGCCCCCCAGCCCCCCAGCCCCCAGCCCCCCAGCCCUCAGCCCCCCAGCCCCCCAGCCCCCAGCCCCCCAGCCCCCAGCCCCCAGCCCUCAGCCCCCAGCCCCCAGCCCCCAGCCCCAUCCUCUGUCCUCCUGUCUCAGGUUUCCUCCCACUUGUUGAUUUGCUGA
Messenger RNA from Lepus europaeus (European hare), 807 nucleotides. RefSeq lists its product as uncharacterized. The record is from RefSeq and is a predicted model, not a curated record. NCBI's taxonomy places the organism in Eukaryota, Metazoa, Chordata, Mammalia, Lagomorpha, Leporidae.